UUUUGUUAAGGGCUAUGAAGUGAAAUGUCCCCAUGGUCCCCGAGACCUUCGGGUUCAGCUCCAGAUGGAACUCCCCCCGUGGAGCCCCAUUCUGGGCGGGAUGAGCCGGAGUGUGUUCUUACUUUAUCCUGGUGUGGGAAAAAACGUCCUGCCGUGCCUUCCCUUUCCUUCCUUCCCCUUCCUUCUAUCCCCUUCCCCUUCUUCUCCUCCCCUGCCGUCCCCUGCGGGCCGGGCCGGGCCGGGCGGGGCCAGGCGGAGUCUUUUUCUCCCGGCGGGAGCCUUUCUCUCCUGUCGGCAUCCGCCGCUGCCGUCGCUUCUCGCCGGAGCCGGAGCCGGAGCCGGAGCCGGAGCCGGAGCCGGAGCCGGAGCCGGAGCCUGGAAGCGCCGCAGGAUGGACCUCCCUAACCUCACAGGUCCUACCGACCUCCCCAAGCACAUCCUGGAUAUCUGGGUCAUCGUCUUGAUCAUCCUGGCCACCAUCCUCAUCAUGACAGCGCUGCUGCUGUGCCCAGCCACUGCCGUCAUCAUCUACCGAGUACGAACACACCCCACGCGCAACGGCAUCGUGUGAGGCACGGGCAGUGGGGGACGGCCAGCUUGCUGGGCUGGGGGCUACGGUCAUGGGACCCUGUGCCAGGGACCUCGACGGGGCACCCUGAGAGCUGGAGCCUGGGCAGGAGCUGGGGUGGGCCAGCACACAGACCUGCUUCUGUACCUGGCUCUUGCUGGGUGAACCCACUGCUCAUUUUGCCCACUGAGCUUACGGGGACUGUGGGGGAAACGACAGCAUGGGCAGCAGUGGGGAGAGGUGUGACUUUGCAGACGUGUCCAGCUGGAAACAACUCGCUCCCACGAGGGAAGCAGGCUGGUCUCGCCUUCACUGGUGACACCAUCUCCUCCCAGGCAAGCAGCAAGGAGUGGAAAUGCCUGACAAAGUUAUUUCUUCUUUGGAGUCCCAGUUGUCAAGGUGGUUGGGGAAAAAAGAGUCAAAGCAAGAUGGAUGUGGCUUCUGGUUGUACCUUUAGCACUUGGCUAAAAGCAUCAGUGACAGAGCCCGUGCUGGCUGCACAGCAGAUGUGCAGCUGGUACCGGCUUCUCCUCUAUCCAUUAGCUGCAGAAAUUGUAGGAAAAUCCUGCGUGGCUCUUGGUUCCUCUGGGUCUUGUGGGGCAGAGGAGUGUGUGCAGUUCCUGCCAGCCCUCCUGUCUGCACGCUGGCUGCACUCCCCACUCCUGAUAGUGAGAGCCCCCACUGUUUUCCCAGCACACCAGCCCUGCUGGGAGUCUGUGCAUGCCUCACCUGGGCAGGUAAAGUGGGAGGAGCGGGUUCGUGUCCAGCCAGUGGCAAGGGACCAUGUAAGCUCUUGCAUUGCCCUUUGUUAUGAAAUAAAUGGACUUUGUCCUUCA
This is a messenger RNA of Corvus hawaiiensis (hawaiian crow), 1404 nucleotides long. RefSeq names its product small integral membrane protein 3 (gene SMIM3). The transcript is spliced from 2 exons. Bases 65 to 571 code for a protein of 168 amino acids. The record is from RefSeq and is a predicted model, not a curated record. NCBI's taxonomy places the organism in Eukaryota, Metazoa, Chordata, Aves, Passeriformes, Corvidae.